Messenger RNA from Musa acuminata AAA Group (dessert banana), 2661 nucleotides. Its product is annotated as homeobox-leucine zipper protein ROC8-like. NCBI's taxonomy places the organism in Eukaryota, Viridiplantae, Streptophyta, Magnoliopsida, Zingiberales, Musaceae. Gene Ontology annotation, molecular function: DNA binding; lipid binding; DNA-binding transcription factor activity, RNA polymerase II-specific. The transcript is spliced from 10 exons. Bases 383 to 2485 code for a protein of 700 amino acids. Gene Ontology annotation, biological process: regulation of DNA-templated transcription. The record is from RefSeq and is a predicted model, not a curated record.
GAUCCAACAUCUUUAAAGCCCCGUCCUUCUAAAUCGCGUCAAUUACUGUGAGCUUUAAAUACACACACAUACGCAGAGAGAGUUUCUCGGUGGUAGAAUCUCUCGGUGCGUCUUAAUAAGGGGAGGGGGCGAAUUCGCCCCGAUUGCUGGCGAUAUCUGCGAUGCGCGCACCGCCGGUUUCCUCAAUUGGCUCUCGCUUAAGCGCCGCAAGGAGAGGAGCCCCGUAGAGGGAAAAAGGUGCCACCUUUGAGGACCAAAGGUAGGGGGAUAGCGUCGCCAAGUUACGGAAAUAGAUGGUGAGAACUGGCUGGCUUCUGUAGCAGAUUGUUGUGGGUGCUGGUCGUGAUAGGAGCGGUGAGGAGGAGUUUCGGAGGUGGCGAGGAUGGACUCCAGCGACGAACAGGACGUUCCGGACUCACAAGGGAGGAAGAAGCGGUACCACCGGCAUACCCCGCGGCAGAUUCAAGAACUGGAGUCGAUGUUCAAGGUCUGCCCGCACCCGGACGAGAAGCAGAGGAAGCAGCUGAGCCGCGAUCUGGGGCUGGAGCCGCGGCAGAUCAAGUUCUGGUUCCAGAACCGCCGGACGCAAAUGAAGGCGCAACAAGAGCGGGCGGACAACUGCUUGCUCCGCGCUGAGAACGACAAGAUCCGGUGCGAGAACAUCGCGAUGAGGGAGGCCCUCAGGAACGUCAUCUGCCCCUCCUGCGGCGGUCCUCCCCCCGAUGACGACCCCUACUUCGACGAGCAGAAUCUGCGGAUGGAGAAUGCCAAGUUGAAGGAGGAGCUCGAUCGCGUUUCGAGUCUUGCAUCGAAGUACCUGGGAAGGCCCAUCACGCAGCUUCCUCCAGUUCAGCCAAUGUCGAUCUCAUCGCUAGACUUAUCGGUUGGAGGAUACAGUCAUCCGGGGAUAAGCCCUUCCCUCGAUCUCGAUCUCCUUUGCCAGAGCUCGUCUUCGGCAUUUCCGUAUCCGUUUCCAGCAUCAAUGUCGGAGCUUGACAAGCCUCUCAUGGUCGAGAUGGCCACCGGUGCAAUGGAGGAAGUCAUCAGAGUGGUGCAGACCGAUGAACCCCUGUGGGUGAAGUCGGGCAGCGAUGGAAGGGACAUACUCCAACUCGAAACCUACGACAGGAUGUUCCAAAGGUCAGCUCGGCAGCUCAGGUUCUCAGAUACUCGAGUCGAGGCAUCGAGGGAUUCAGCUCUUGUGGUCAUGAAUGCUGUGACAUUGGUCGACAUGUUCAUGGACGCAAGCAAGUGGGGAGAGCUGUUCCCGACGAUCGUGUCCAAGGCAAGGACUGUCGAAGUCCUGGCGGCUGGAAUGGCUGGAAGUAGAAGUGGAUCUUUGGUGUUGGGCGUGCAGAUGUACGAGGAGCUACAGGUUCUUUCGCCGGUCGUUCCUACUCGCGAUUUCUGCUUCCUGCGGUAUUGCCAGCAAAUAGAGCCCAGCGUGUGGGCGGUGGCUGAUGUUUCGGUGGACUUUCCCGGAGAUAACCAGCUCGCACCUUCUUCCCGAUCAAGGAGGCUUCCUUCUGGCUGCUUGAUUGUGGAAAUGCCCAAUGGCUAUUCUAAGGUAACCUGGGUCGAACACAUGGAGAUCGAAGAAAAGAAUCCGAUUCACGCACUCUUCAGGGAUCUUAUAGACGGUGGAAUGGCAUUUGGAGCACAGCGCUGGCUCGCGACUCUCCAGAGAAUGUGUGAGAGGUUUGCUUGUUUGAACGUCGCCGGAAUUCCAGCUAGAGACAUCGGAGUGGCUCCCUCUCCCGAUGGCAAGAGGAGCAUGAUGAAGCUUGCUCAGAGGAUGGUGAUCAACUUCUGUGCCAACGUCGGCGCAUCGAAUGGUCACAAAUGGACUACACUCUCGGGGGUAAACGAUGUCGGAGUCAGAGUUACGCUUCACAAGAACACAGAUGCCGGCCAGCCUAAUGGAGUGGUUCUCAGCGCAGCAACCUCUAUAUGGCUUCCUAUAUCAGCUGAGAGGAUCUUUAGUUUCUUCAAGGAUGAACGAACUCGAACUCAGUGGGAUGUUCUCUCGAACGGAAACACUGUACAAGAGGUGGCUCAUAUCACGAAUGGUUCACAUCCGGGAAACUGCAUUUCUCUUCUUCGUGGACUCAAUUCUGGGCAGAACACGAUGCUGAUACUCCAGGAGUGCUGCACUGAUGCUUCGGGCUCGGUUGUGGUCUAUUCUCCGGUCGACCUGCCGGCCAUCAACAUCGUCAUGAGCGGAGAGGAUCCGUCCUACGUACCGAUUCUGCCGUCAGGCUUCACCAUAUUACCGGAUGGGCGAUCGGCUGGGGGCUACGGCGCGUCGUCCAGCUCGAAUCCGAUGGGUGGCUCCGCCGGCUCGCUGGUGACUGUGGCGUUUCAGAUACUAAUGAGUAGCUUGCCGUCGGCGAAGCUCAACUUGGAGUCGGUAAUGACGGUCAAUAACUUGAUCGGCACCACAGUUCAGCAAAUAAAGGCUGCCUUGAGCUGUCCCGACGUCUGACGACGCUCCGAAGAGAAUUAAAAGUCUGUGCUUCUCUUCCGACCACCACCACCUUCCUUGAACUGCCUGGGGUCUGAUGGACUCUCGAGGCUUUUGAUGUGGCAUUCAAGAUGGGGAUUGAAGUGGGUCUUCUUUUGUUGGUUGGCUCGCCAUGAAUGCUCCCCUGGUGGUGGUGG